AUGAACGUGCAUUGCACAACAGACUUGACACUUUUGUCAACAGUGUUUUCUGCAGAUUCUGCAAUAAUUUUGAAGUGUUAUCCGGUGUUUAAAAUUCUAGGUUAGGCUAGGAAUAAGAAAGGUGUCAUGUCAUAGGCCUAUAGAGCAGUACCGUUCUGAAAAUAUGAGUAAAUCAAAUAAGAGUGCAGUUGUUAUUAUUCCACCAAAGUUUGUGUGGGAACAGAUACAGAAUAUAAGAAGGAAAUAUGAUAAAGCUUAUAAUAGAUGGAUGCCACAUAUAAAUUUAAUGUACCCUUUCAUGCCAGAUACAAAAUUUCCAUCAUUGGUUCCUGAAUUAGAGACAAAAUUGAUGAAGAUUAAACCAUUUGUUAUAUCAUUUACUAGUGAUUCAUUUGGUUAUUUUGAACAUGGACAGUCGUGCGGAAUGUGGCUUAAACCUCUUUUAUAUUCUAAACAAGUUACCGAUCUCAUUGGAGAUCACUCAGAUCAGAGAAUAGAUUGCCAAAUCUCACCUACAACCAAAGUUGGAAAUCAAGUUAAAGAUAAAAAACCAGAGCAUGUAGAUGUAAUCCUGCCAUCCCAUCCAAUAGACACCCCAAGCCUGGAUAAUCUUAAAGAUGCAAUAUGGACACCUGAAGACAACGUAAGGCUUCGGUUAUCUUAUGGUAGUGUUGGCCUAGAUAGUUUAAAAGAUGCUAUAUGGAGACCUGGAGACAAAGAAUUGAUUACGCAACCAGUAAUAACAACUACUGCUCUACCCAAAUUCAACCCCCACAAAAAAGCCUGGUCAGUUAACUAUAAUAGUGAUAGUAAUAUUGCAAUUUCUAGUUCAACUUCUGAAGAAACAAUGAUGGAUUAUGAAGAAAUCAACUGGACAACUAUUGAAAAAGAUAAAAGUAGGAAUAAGCCUCAAAAACACUCCAAUAUAAACUUCCAUCCUUCUGUUAUGAAUAUACAGAAAAAUUUAGAGAAUUUAUAUCCCGAUUUUAAUGAUUUGUCUACUAUAAAUACUGCUGGUUUUCAACCACAUCUUACUUUAGGACAGUUUAAAAAGUCAGAAAUUGGAAAAUUUCUGGAAAAUUUCAAAUCAAACUGGAAACCAAUAGAUUUUAAGGUAGAUGAGAUUUAUUUGAUAAGUCGUGUCGGUUUUUCGGAUAAAUUUGAGAUAAGGGAGACAAUUUCUUUGGGCGAAUGAUAAUGUUUGUAACAUAAGUUGGCCUUUUGUUUUGGAGGGAUAUGGCUUAGAAUUUAACACUGUGGAACAUCAAACCUACAUGUAUUCAAUUAAUCAUGUGUAGACAAUUAAUUGAAUUGAAAAAGUGAUAAUUUGACAUUUGCCUUUUAAUGCUCAAAAGUUGGCCUUUUGUUUUGGAGGGAUAUGGCUUAGAAUUUAACACUGUGGAACAUCAAACCUACAUGUAUUCAAUUAAUCAUGUGUAGACAAUUAAUUGAAUUGAAAAAUUGAUAAUUUGACAUUUGCCUUUUAAUGCUCAAAAGUUGUCCAGUAUUGAAUGAGACAUUGUUCUAAAUAUUCAUUAUAUUAAUUAUGUGUAGACAAUUAAUUGAAUUGAAUAAGUGAUAAUUUGACAUUUGCCUUUAAUGCUGAAAAGUAUUAAAUAAGACAUUUUCUAAAUAUUCAUUAUAUUAUUUACAUGAGGUAUUUUUCAAAACAAAUCUGAUCUCAUAAUUGCAACCAAAAGGUCAGAUGAUAAAGGUAGUAGUUUGUAAAAAUGAUGACAACAGAGAGACACAGACCAUGCCAUGGCAAUAUACAGGGACAUUCCAAGGGCAUAUAAAAAAGGAUUAGGAUAUCUUUUUUUAGUCUCCAUCCGCCAUCACAGAAUAAGAUUCAAAGCUGCAAAGGACCCAAACAUUGUAUGCCUCUCUACCCUCAGCAAAUUAAUCCUUAAUUUCUCAAACCAUUUGUCAGAAAAUUUAUGUGGUUGUACUUUACCCCUGCAGUUAAAAGUCCUGGCAACACCACUGUUGGAACAAUCAUUGGAAGAAAUUUAUAACCUUUAACUGCUGAUAAAUUAGCAUCUUUAUUUUAUAGAUUCACUAAUCUACCUUAAAAUACAGAUGUGAAAUAUUGGACCCACGUGACAUAUUUCAUUGGAAUGCACGUGCUGGAUAGUGUCUGUAUUUUAAGUUGUUUAUUGGUCUUGUGCAACACAUUGCAUAAUAUAUAGAUCUAGCACUUGUGCAAUAUCAAUAUAUUACUUAAUGUCUCGCACUCGACCAUUAAACUACACAUAUUGAUGUAUAGCACUUUAGUAAUGAAUCAAAUACUGUUUAUAAAACUGCAUUGAUACCUGACCAUUUGACACAAACUAGGUCAGUUUGAGAAUAACAUAUGGUACAAUUUUAUUUCAAUAAUUCGCUUGUCCGUAGGGAUAUUUAGUAGUUGAAGGAAAUCCAUGAGGUAGGGCAUGUCAUGUACAAGCCUAGGAUUGACACCAAGCCAGUGAAGCCACUUUACUCAAUGACAGAGUUUUAAAUUAGACCACUAGACUCCACCUUGUAAGAGACAAGAGUAAUAUACUAAUUGUUAUAUAUAGAUAUAUAGAAUCAUAUAUUUAUUCAUUGAUAUCCAUGGCGUAUGUACAUUAUAAUUAUUAUUUAUAUAUUGAAGCAAAUACAUUUAUUACAAAAAAAAGACUUUGUGCAUGUUACAAAAUGAGGUGUUGUUUGGCAACUUAUGUUAAUGUGAAUCAUGUACUUUUCAUUGAUAAUUCUGUUGAUUUUGAAAAAUAAAUUAUACAUAUAUGUUGCUUUUAUUUCUGUACUAUAAAGUUCCAAGACUGACAACUAAUAGUAAAGAAAAUAGUAAUUGAACAUGAAUCAAAUCAUAAUUGUCAUGAGAUCAGUCCAUAUGCACACAAGAUUGUAAAACAGGUGUACAGAAGAAUAAAUAUUCUGAAACUGGGUGAAAAACCAAUCAUAAGACAGCUUUUAUUAAACCCACUUUUAGAAUCAG
This is a messenger RNA of Patella vulgata (common limpet), 2977 nucleotides long. RefSeq lists its product as uncharacterized. Lineage: Eukaryota; Metazoa; Mollusca; Gastropoda; Patellidae. Bases 164 to 1195 code for a protein of 343 amino acids. The transcript is spliced from 3 exons. The record is from RefSeq and is a predicted model, not a curated record.